This is a messenger RNA of Astyanax mexicanus (Mexican tetra), 1278 nucleotides long. RefSeq names its product TMEM219 domain-containing protein. Bases 224 to 1144 code for a protein of 306 amino acids. Lineage: Eukaryota; Metazoa; Chordata; Actinopteri; Characiformes; Acestrorhamphidae. The record is from RefSeq and is a predicted model, not a curated record. The transcript is spliced from 7 exons.
CUUCGCUCCCACCUGAGGAAGUCAAGUGUGUACUUACUAUUGUUGUACUUAAAGAGUUAACAUUGCUUUUAACGUCUAAUCGGUAGUAUCUGUGCAGUGUUGACUCUAAAACAAUAUAACGUAUUGUUCACUCUGCUCAGGUUCAUUGCCCAGUAUUCCUCUGGGAUAGCUAACUUAAGCAAAUGAAAGGUGGUGCUUGUGUUGAGGGUUUUUGUAACACACCAUGGCUCAGUGGCAGCCUGUAACAAAUCUGAGGUUUAAACUUGUCCAUCAUCCGCCUGUUGUUGUUUUUUUUCUCUGCCUGCUGAUCCUGGCUGGAGCCUUUAUUGGAAUUGGGAUAUACUCGAAACAACAUGACAUUAAGAACCCAGACAUCAGCUUGGACUGGAAUCAAAUACUGGGAUCAAUUGCAAGCCUGAGGUACUGCACAGAUGUAAACAAUACAGACCUGUUGGGUGGGAAACAAGAGGAUGAAUCCCCUCUGCUAUUAGAUCAUGGAGUUGGAACCUUCUCAAAUGCUUCCCAAGACACUAGAGGAGUUGUUCAUGUGUCCCUACUUGUACCUCUGGUGUGCACUGAAAAUGAUCCAAGUCACAACAGCAUUAGUGCUACAUUAUUGGGAAGCCAGUUAGGCCUAAAGGGUGUUGCUGGAAAGGAGUUAUUUAACAUAUCUUUGUUCUUGCACCUCCAAUCUCAAAUAUCAAGCACAGUCUCUAACUCUGCCUUUGAUCCAAAAUUGCCUACUGAGGCUGAAACGAAGCCUUCCAUGUCCUGCUUGAAAAUUUCAGCUCCAGCUCACCUUCUCCCGCUGAGAUCGGAACCUCCAGAAUGCCCUGCAAACUACAACCCAGAGAAGGAUAUUUCUCCUGUCAGAGUCUUUGCUACAGAAUCAUACAGGCAGGAUUCUGAUAAUGCAUCUCCAUGCCUCAUCUUAAAGUUUACACCUGACCCCAAACUGACUGUGCUACUUACUCAGGAAGAGAAAGCACUAGCUAGAUAUCAUCUGAUGCUGGUGAGCGUUGUGCUGUUGGCUGUCUGCAGCAUGAUGUGCCUUACUGGAACUCUUACCUGCUCCAGGCCUCGGCGUCACCUUGCCAACGAUCUUCAUUUCCAAAAGGUGACUGCUGGGGUCCUGAGCAUGUGACAUUCAUGUUGAAAAGUAAACAAAAGACCAUCAUUUUUUUUAAGUGUGUUUCCUAUAUAUUUAAAUUAAUAAGUUUAUUAAACACUUUCACUCUUUGAGGUGUAAUCAUUGCAUUAAAAUGUUGUUCCAACUUU